AGAUCAAGAAGUUUGGUAUGUGGAGGACGUUUAUUUCAUGUUCGUUGUUGUGCGCACAUUUUGAACUUGUGUGUACAAGAUGGAUUAGAAGAGAUCCGACACAUCAUUAGUGAUGUUAGAGAUAGUGUGGAAUAUGUGAACCGAUCAGAGGCUAGGCGUAUACAAUUUGCAGAUUGUGUGCAACAAUUGCAAUUGAAAGAUAGAAAAUUGAUUCGUGAUUGUAAGACUAGAUGGAACUCGACUUUUGAGAUGUUAAGUUGUGCACUUAAGUUCAAAGAAGCUUUUAAGAUGCUACAAGAUCGUGAUCCAUUCUUUGACAGUUGUCCAUCGGAAGCUGAUUGGGAUAAUGUUAGCAAAGUUUGCUCAAUAUUAGAGGCUUUUUGGAUAGCAACUCACGUAAUUUCAGGUUGUGAGUACCCAACUUCAAAUUUAUUUCUUCAGGAAGUUCAAAAAAUCAAAUCAGCAUUGGAUGGUCGUGUAGAUGAUGAAGAUUCCUUUAUUCGAAAUUUGGUUCUGAUAAUGAAGAUGAAGUUUGAUAAAUAUUGGGGUGAGUGUAAUUUGUUGAUGGGACCUUUCUAUAUAACUAUAUCAACAUUAUUGUUCCAACUGUUGAUUAAGGAAAUCAUCUAA
This is a messenger RNA of Ipomoea triloba (trilobed morning glory), 630 nucleotides long. RefSeq names its product zinc finger BED domain-containing protein RICESLEEPER 3-like. Bases 250 to 630 code for a protein of 126 amino acids. The transcript has 3 exons. Gene Ontology annotation, molecular function: DNA binding. The record is from RefSeq and is a predicted model, not a curated record. NCBI's taxonomy places the organism in Eukaryota, Viridiplantae, Streptophyta, Magnoliopsida, Solanales, Convolvulaceae.